AUGGAACCAGGGAAUCAAACAAGCACUUCAGAAUUUUUCCUCCUGGGAUUUUCCCAGGACUCAGAGCAUCAGCCAAUCCUAUUUGGAAUAUUCCUGUCCAUGUUUGUGGUCACUGUGCUGGGAAAUCUGCUCAUCAUCCUGGCCAUCAUCUCUGACUCUCACCUCCACACCCCUAUGUACUUCUUCCUCUCCAACCUGUCCUUGGCUGACAUCUGUUUCACCUCUACCACCAUCCCAAAGAUGCUGGUGAACAUCCAGACCAAGAGCAAAUCCAUCACCUAUGCAGGCUGCAUCACUCAGAUGUAUUUUUUCAUGGUGUUUGGAGGCAUGGACACAUUUCUUCUGACUGUGAUGGCCUAUGACCGGUUUAUAGCCAUCUGUCACCCCCUGCACUACCCAGUCAUCAUGAACUCCCAUUUCUGUGGUCUUCUGGUUCUAGUGUCCUGGUUCAUCAGCUUAAUGUGCUCCCUAAUACAGAGUUUGUUGAUACUGCGGCUCUCCUUCUGCACCAAUUGGAUAAUUCAACACUUUUACUGUGAACUUGCUCAGGCCCUCAUGAUUGCCUGCUCCAACACACUCAUCAACUACAUCCUUCUAUAUAUGGUGACAGGCCUUCUUGGCAUUGUUCCCUUCUCAGGGAUAUUUUUCUCCUACACUCGAAUUGUUUCCUCUAUCUUGAGAAUCCCAUCAGUUGAUGGGAAGUAUAAAGCAUUUUCCACCUGUGGGUCUCACCUGUCUGUGGUUUCUUUGUUCUAUGGAACAGGCAUUGGUGUCUAUAUCAGUUCAGGAGCAUCACACUUUUCCUGGAAGGGCAUGAUCACAUCAGUGAUGUACACCUUGGUCACUCCCAUGCUGAACCCCUUCAUCUACAGCCUGAGGAACAGAGACAUCAAGAGAGCUCUACAAAAACUUCUCAGGAGAACUUUUUGUGUUCAGUGA
This is a messenger RNA of Orycteropus afer afer, 939 nucleotides long. Its product is annotated as olfactory receptor 7D4-like. Gene Ontology annotation, cellular component: membrane. The record is from RefSeq and is a predicted model, not a curated record. Gene Ontology annotation, biological process: G protein-coupled receptor signaling pathway. NCBI's taxonomy places the organism in Eukaryota, Metazoa, Chordata, Mammalia, Tubulidentata, Orycteropodidae. Gene Ontology annotation, molecular function: G protein-coupled receptor activity; olfactory receptor activity.